This is a messenger RNA of Lethenteron reissneri (Far Eastern brook lamprey), 3738 nucleotides long. RefSeq names its product pancreas associated transcription factor 1a (gene PTF1A). Gene Ontology annotation, molecular function: RNA polymerase II transcription regulatory region sequence-specific DNA binding; protein dimerization activity; DNA-binding transcription factor activity, RNA polymerase II-specific. The record is from RefSeq and is a predicted model, not a curated record. NCBI's taxonomy places the organism in Eukaryota, Metazoa, Chordata, Hyperoartia, Petromyzontiformes, Petromyzontidae. Gene Ontology annotation, biological process: regulation of transcription by RNA polymerase II; developmental process.
CUCCUACCUCCUACACCCCGCACCUCCUACACCCGGUCAACAUUAUUCUCACACCUGUACCAUUACACUUGUAGGCGACGUCUACAACCGUGCGUUACACAUCGAGACGUGAGCGCUAAGUUCGCCUGUUGGCUUUGCUCACAAACCUGACGCAGUAGCAACAGCAGUAACCCACUCCACCUGCACGCCGUACUAAAGGACACGCAUAUUUAUCAAACACGUGCAUACCCACGCAGCGGUACAUACACAGGUGCACAUAUACUCGCGCGCGCACACACACAGUGUGUGUGUAUGUACACUGGUAUAGACACACGUGCAUAUAGACGCAAGCGCACAUAGUCGAGUACGUACACGUACGGAGUGCAGCACGCGCACGGCAAGAUACACGUGUGUACACAGAGGCACGCAGCGAACACAACGCGCAGACACGCACGACCGCUCGUGUGCACGUGUGCAGACACAUACACGAGCACGCUCACACGUGUGCUCACACCCACACGUGUGCUCACACUCGCAGGUGUACACACACGUGUGCACACACAUCCACACGUGCACUCACCCACACGCACACGUGUGCACACACAUCCACACGUGCACUCACCCACACGCACACGUGUGCACACACAUCCACACGUGCACUCACCCACACGCACACGUGUGCACACACAUCCACACGUGCACUCACCCACACGCACACGUGUGCACACACAUCCACACGUGCACUCACCGACACGCACACGUGUGCACACACACUCGUGUACCGACCCACGCGUGCACACGUCGAGACGCACGCGCGCACGCAGCAUGGACGCCGUGCUGGAGCAAUUUGUGGACAUGGAGCGCUUCUCCUCCUCCUACCUCAUCGACGACGACGACGACUUCUUCAGCGACGAGGGCGGCGGCGGCGGCUCCUCGUCGCCGCGCGACCAAGUGGACCUCAUCAUGUGCGACAGCGUAGACUACCUCGCGCACUCCCUCAGCGACUACUACCCCGACGACGACGACGAGGAGGACGAGGAGGAGGAGGACCGCCAGCACCACCACUCACAUGGACAGCAGCAGCGUGGAGAUCCCGGGUCCCUUUUGCUCGCGGGGGGAGGCUUCGAAGGUGGCGUGGGGACACCUGGCGGCGGCGACGGCGGCGGCGGCGGUGAUGGGUCCGCUCCUCCGGCGCAUCGGAGGUCAUCGGGCAGAAGGCGCAGAUCGCGCGUUCACGGCGACAUGUCGCACCUGCGGCAGGCGGCCAACCAGCGAGAGAGGAGGCGCAUGCAGUCAAUCAACGCGGCCUUCGAGGGCCUCCGCGCGCAUAUCCCCACGCUGCCGUACGAGAAGCGGUUAUCCAAAGUGGACACUCUGCGCCUCGCCAUCGGCUACAUCUCCUUCCUGGGCGAGCUGGUCCACUCGGAGAGGCCCCUCCGCGCACAAGCGGGACAACCGCUGCUGUCCCAGCAAAAGAAGAUCAUCAUUUUCCAUCGCGCGUCCGGUUUGUCGCCGGGUCUCACCCCGCUGGCCGGACAUUCCCUCUCCUGGACGGACGAGAGGCAGCGCCGAGAGCGACACGUGGUCCGCACGGCCCGGGUCUGGACCCCCGAGGAUCCCCGCUCCCCGGAGGGUGCCGACGCGCCGAGAGAGGGCCCUUUAUGACCACCCCACCCCGUGCGAAUUCCCAGGCAUCCUUGCCCGCACGCGCGGCGUUCAUCCCUCCAACCGCGUACACGGGGAUCUGACCCACGGUGGCCAAGCGGGUGACCCUGUGGAAUGGACUGACACCAUGGAUAGGCUGAUUCCCGCGCUGCUGAAAAUGUGGAUUUUUCACCACUGUCCCACCGCCGCUGCGGGCAGCAAAUGAAGCCACUAAAAGUUAGUUACGGUAGAAGCCCUCUUCUUAACGACGGUAAUUUGUUCCAAGAAACCGGUCAUUACGGUAAGCGAUUUGGUCGUUAAGCAAGUAUAGGGAAUACACGGUUAAAGGGUUCAUUCGUUGCGAUAGCAUCGAAAGUUACACUUUUCACCCCAAAAACGUGCUUUAUUAUAAUAUGUAAACAAUGGACAUGCAUACAUGAAGGUACUAACAACAAUAUGAACACAUAUUUAAAAUAAAACAUGGUUAAUCAAUGCAUUCAUUAAUAUUACUGUACCUACAACAGCGAUUAGUCGUUAGCAGCAGGGGUGGUCGUUAAGAGGGGGUUCUACUGUUUAAGGACUUUAGUUUAAUCACUUUGAUGACAUUUUUUUGCGACUAAGCCAUUAGACAAAAAAUGAUUUCAGAUAAAAUUCAACCCAAGUGGGAUGCAUUUUCCAUUAAAAUGGUAGUGUGGUACAACGUGAAUCUCGCGAGUUCAAAUCCAGGUCGCGAGUCGAAUUAUCGUCAUCCCCACGAGGUGGAUAAAUGAGACUAACUUAGUGGGACAUCGGGAAUGGUUAUCUUUUGGAUGAACCAGCCCCUGGCAUAGAAAUGGGGAGUGUCCAAUAAUGUCUCAGGGACCGUCAGUGACAGGGAGACGCUCAGUUUUGGCUGUAUUAUAUAAGUACCGUAGUAACUUAUACAAAAAUUGCUAGAAUGUAAUUGUGCUAUACAAGAACUGUAUAAAUUACUUUGUAAAAUGUGAUGAAAUUGACCGUAUUGUCUCGCAUUAAAACCGACUCGACUCCAUCACGCACAUGUGCAGAAAUUUUCUCAAUUUACCACUGGAUACUUACUUUGUCGAGAUGUUAACUACCUUGCCUGGUAUACAGGAGGUUACAGGUUCGAUCCCAAGCCUGACGCCUGCUGUAUAUUUGUAGUUUGCGUGUCUCUCUCCCCGUGGUCUCGUGGAUUUUUCUUCGGGUUCUCCGGUUUUUCCCUCCACAUUUAGAAUCAACAUCACGCUUUCAGAGUAUUUGGCUGUUUUACAUUUCCACGUGGUAAGCCACUUCGUUGUGGCUAUCAUUUGUGGCCAAAUCGAUUCUGAAAAAGAGAGCUAUAUGGCUAAGUGGGCCUUUCCUGGUAAAAUAAUAUAAAAGUUUAUAGUUUAGUCUACUUCACCACGCCGGUCAAUGCGGGUUGGUUAAAACGUUGAGCAUAAACGUGGUAACACAUGAACACAGUACAACAACAGAUGCUGCUGCUCUUCCCUCUGAUGAUCACCCACCAAGCACAGCCACGCGGUCGGCCCGUUCCACCAACACACGCGGUCAGGCUCAAACAUUUCUGAGCCUCACAGACACGAACAAGGUCGUUGCGCGUUCGGUGAUAAGCGAGCAGCACCACGAAAGUGAGAAUUGUAGUUCAUUAAGUUGCACGUGGAUUGCGGGGAGAGCAUUACCAAAACCACGAACACGCCUCUCACCCCCGAGUUACAUCACCCCUCGCCCCCCAGCAACAAGGCAAACUGAUCGAGACAUGAAGCGAUUCACACCCUCCUCCCCCUCCUCCCCACAUGAUUAGAUUAUUCGUCAUGAUUCAUGGUCACGUUUCAAGUCAAUAAUCGAUGUUUUUUUGCGUCUAGAUUAUUUCGAUUAAUUUGCUGCUGUGGAUUUCCACGUGAUGUUGGGCCACUUCGUUGAGCUAUCAUUUGUGGCCAGGUCGCUUCUAAAAAAAAGAAGCAAAUGGGCCAGUGGGCAUUACCUGGUAAGAUACAAUGAAUAGUUUAGUUUUAUUUGUAUAUAUUUUCAAUGUGAUGUGUUUUUACCCUGUCUAUAAUUUGCACUCCGAUCGUGUUUUUUUGCAAUUGUGUUGUUGUUGUAUCGUUCUAACCU